Molecule: messenger RNA, 4360 nt
Organism: Styela clava
Lineage: Eukaryota; Metazoa; Chordata; Ascidiacea; Stolidobranchia; Styelidae
Product: DNA damage-binding protein 1-like
Cellular component (GO): nucleus
Molecular function (GO): protein binding; nucleic acid binding
Source: RefSeq, a predicted model, not a curated record
UAACUGUACUAAACUAAAAAACUAAAUAGCCAUGUCGUUCAACUAUGUCGUCACAGCUCACAAGCCGAGUGCAGUUCACUUUUGUAUAACUGGUAACUUCACAAGUCCUGAUGACAUGAAUUUACUUAUUGCUAAAAGCACACGUUUGGAAAUAUAUACAGUCACCAGUGAAGGACUUCGUCCAAUUACAGAAAUGAAUAUUUAUGGAAGAAUUGCUGUGUUGAAGUUGUUUAGACCUCCAGGUGAACCAAAAGAUCUAUUGUUCGUACUAACUGAACGAUAUAAUGCGUCGAUUUUGGAAUAUUGCGCCGGUGAACAAGGCUGUCAAGUCAAAACAAAAGCAAGUGGAUUGGUAACUGAUCCUGUAGGUCGGCCACCUGAAACUGGUAUACUUGGAUUUAUAGAUCCGACAUGCAAAAUAAUUGGUCUUCGAUUGUAUGAAGGUGUCUUUAAAAUUUUGCCUUAUGAUCCAAACAGCAAAGAACUGCGCCCUUUCAAUGUUAGAAUGGAUGAAUUGAGUGUGAUUGAUGCCCAAUUUCUUCAUGGAUACAAUGUUCCAACCGUGGCUAUCAUAUACCACAAUACACAUGGGCGGCAUAUUAAAACCUAUGAAAUCAAUAUACGAGACAAGGAAGUGAAACUUGGGUCAUGGCAACAAGAAAAUGUAGACACAGAAGCUUCUAUUAUUAUCCCUGUUCCUGCCCCGUUAAAUGGAGCUCUGGUUGUGGGGCAGGAAUCUAUAAUGUAUCAUAGCGGCGAUGGAAUGGCUAAAUUAAUUGCACCUCCAAUGAUCAAGCAAAAUAUUGUAUCUUGCUUUGCUCGUGUGGACAACUGUCGUUAUCUUCUUGGUGAUAUGGCUGGAAGACUUUUUAUGCUCCAUGUUGAGACUGAAGAGAAAAUAGACGAAAAUGUUUCCGUCAAAGAUUUGCAUAUCGAAUUGAUGGGUGAAGUGAACAUACCCGAAUGCCUUUCUUAUCUUGACAAUGGUGUGGUUUAUAUUGGAUCAAGGCUUGGAGAUUCUCAGCUAAUUCGUCUUGAAACGACUCCAACAAGUGGAGAAGGAGAUUCAUCAUCCUCUUAUAUUUCAAUACUCGAUACUUAUACAAAUUUGGGCCCUAUUGUCGACAUGUGUGUUGUAGAUCUGGAGAGACAAGGUCAGGGGCAACUAGUUACUUGUUCUGGGGCAUUUAAGGAAGGAUCCCUGAGAAUCAUUCGUAAUGGUAUUGGAAUCCAGGAGCAUGCAAGCAUUGACUUGCCUGGUAUAAAAGGACUAUGGCCGCUUCGACUGUUCUCUGAUUCAUCUAAGUUUGACACACUGAUUUUGUCUUUUGUCGGCCAUUCUAGAAUUUUGCGUCUCAGUGGUGAAGAAAUAGAGGAAUCUGAAUUUGGUGGUUUUGACGAUGAACAACAGACAUUUUUAUGCUCGAAUGUCUUGAAUGAUCAAGUUGUACAAAUAACUGAAAAAGGAAUUAGAUUGAUUUCAAGGAAGAUGAAAAAGUUGGUUGCAGAGUGGUCCCCACCAAGGGGAAAUAUUAGCAAUGCAACAUGUAAUUAUUCACAGAUUGUCGUUGCAGUUGGGAGUCAACUUUAUCAUUUAGAAGUGGGAUCAAGCGAAUUGAUUCUGCGCUCCGAGAGGGUGAUGCCAGAAGAAGUCGCUUGCUUAAAUGUCAAUCCUCUGGUGUUGAAUCCAACAGAUGAAACAGCAAAAGCUCAAUUAUGUGCCGUUGGUUUGUGGAAUGAUAACAGUGUUCAUCUUCUUGCUAUGCCUGGAUUAGAAGAAAAACAUUCACAAAUGUUAGGUGGUGAAAUUAUCCCUAGAUCUGUUUUGAUGGUUAAAUUUGAAGGAAUUGACUAUCUUCUUGUCACUCUCGGAGAUGGCAUGUUGUUUUACUUCACGAUUAAUGAGGAUUUGUGUGGUUUAGGCGAACGAAAGAAAGUCCCUCUUGGUACCCAGCCUACAGAGCUUCACACUUUUCUUUCUGGCGGGUCACUCAAUGUAUUUUCAUGUUCCGACAGGCCAACGGUAAUCUACAGUUCCAAUCACAAGCUUGUGUUUUCUAAUGUUAAUUUACGUGAAGUUAAUUACAUGUGUGCUCUAGAUUCUGAAGGAUAUCCUGACAGUUUAGCACUGGCUAAUGAUAAUGUCUUACUAAUUGGAAAAAUUGAUGAAAUCCAGAAACUGCAUAUUCGCACUGUGCCAUUGUAUGAAUCUCCAAGGAGAAUAGCAUACCAGGAAAAGAGCCAGUGUUUCGGUGUGACCACUCUUCGCUAUGAUACUAUAGGAUUGGAAGCUUCAAAACCAACAACACGAUUAUGUGCAAGCUUGCAGGCCAACAGUAUCACAAAAGAUACAAGCACAAAAUAUCGUCAGCCAAGCAUGGACGCCAACAUGUACGGAGAUGAUACAGAGAUUGGUAACCUGUUGAUUAUUGAUCAACAUACAUUCGAGGUUCACCAUGCACAUCAGUUUGCUCCAUUUGAGUGGCCUUGCAGCAUAAUAUCUUGCAAUAUUGGAGCAGAAUCUUAUUUUGUUGUUGGUACUGCUUUCGUAUAUCCAGAAGAGCCAGAACCUAAGCAGGGCCGAAUUCUUGUAUUUCAAGUAUUCGAUGGAAAAUUAUCUCAAAUUUCUGAGAAAGAGGUACGAGGAGCCGUUUAUACAUUAUCAAAUUUCAAUGAAAAAAUUAUUGCAAGUAUUAAUGGUUCAGUCAUUGUGUAUCAAUGGACCGAGGAAAAAGAUCUAACUGUUGAUUGCAGUCAUCAAGGUAACAUCAUUGCUCUAUUUUUAAAAACAAAAGGAGACUUUGUACUUGUAGGCGACCUUAUGCGAUCACUGAGCGUUCUUUCAUACAAAGCCAUCGAAGGUAAUUUAGAUGAAAUAGCAAAAGAUUAUAAGCCAAACUGGAUGACUGCAGUUGAAAUCAUUGAUGAUGAUAACUUCAUAGGUGCUGACAACAGCUUCAAUCUUUUUGUUUGUCAAAAAGAUAGUUCAACUGCUAACGAUGAUGAUACAUCAAAACUAAUUGGAACCGGCUCAUUUCAUCUUGGGGAUAUGGUAAAUGUAUUUCAACAUGGAACACUGGUAAUGCAACAUCUCGGCGAGACUUCAACUCCCACGCAAGGCAGUAUAUUGUUUGGAACUGUACAUGGAAGUAUAGGCGUCAUUACUACCUUUAACACAGAAAUAUUCCAUUUACUGGGUGAAGUCCAAAAAAAAUUGGAAAAAUUAAUCAAAGGAGUGGGGAAGAUUGAUCACAGUUUUUGGCGAUCAUUUACCAAUGACAGAGUUACAAGUGAUCACAAAGGCUUUAUAGAUGGGGACCUUAUAGAAAAUUUCUUGGAUCUGCCUAGGGAAAAGAUGGACUCUGUCGCGCAAGGCAUACAAAUAAAAGAAGGUGGAAUAAUGAAAGAUGCAACGGCAGAUGAUAUUAUCAAAGUUAUUGAAGAACUAACAAGGCUACAUUAAAUACCGCCCAACAGAAUGUUUUUUUUCAUCGGCUGUGGAUGAAGUGUUCAAGGUCAUGUGGAAGGAAGCAGUGUGUUUGAUGAAAACAAUGGCUUAAUUAAGGCAAUGUUCCACCCUUUGCCUAAUUUUGAAACUUUACAUUUUCCACUCACUAUUCAUAAAGUUUUUGUUUAUUGCUCAAUAGCUAGUUAUAAGUUAUUGCAAUAACACAGAAGUACAAAAUAAAAUUUCUUCCCUGUUGGGAAACGCUGACUUAAAAGUAUUUCAUAAGUUGGUUUUGUGCACAGAGAUGUUUUUUUAUUACACCAAUUCCCUUCUCUCGUACAUGCAAAUGGACUUGAUCAUCAAUCAUGAUGCUCUGGAAAAGAAUCAAACUUCAACUAAAAUCUAAUGAUCUUUGCUUAUUGUAGUUCAGACAUUGGUUCAGUGUAUAUAAGAGCUCAUUAGGUAUCAUUGGUCUGACAUAGUUCUUAGCAACACAGUUGCCCUGGUUAUCUUACGAUUGGUACAAAUCAUGACUCAUGAGCUGCUUUGGGAGUAUAAUACAUAUCUAAAAUCCCAAAUCAUUAUUUCCAUCCAAUGUAGGAGAUCGCCAAAUAUGAGAAAUUGAUGGUUACUCGCUGGUGUAACUUGAAAACUGACCUGCUUGUUUUUCUGUAUUAGGCAUUACAUUUCUUCAUGGCUAUUAUUAUGUUGAGGCACCGCUUGCAACAAAUGCAUUAGCAAACUCUCCCAUAUGCCUGGUCUUAACUGUUUGAAAAUUAUUUUUGGUACAUGCUCUAAUAUUAUUUACGGCGGAUAGCCAAUCGAAUACAUUUGAACAUAUUCUAAAAUAAAGUAUUCUUAUGUAUUAAGUAAUUUGCAUACAAUAAACAAUGGAAUACGUGUUGCCUCCAA